AUGACGAUUAGCGCUAUAUUGGAAGAGAAAGAUGCAGAAGCCAAUCAAAGCCGUUUCGACAAGAGCUUCUCUUACGCCCGGUCGAAACGAUCGCCACGAGAUGGACCGAAUGGGUCGACAUCUAUUGCGAGCUGCUACUCGGCUGCAGCGAGGAUAGUGGAGACACAGUACCUGCAGUCGAUUCUGCCGCCGAGAGAAAAGUUAAUGCUUAUUGUGGAGUACUACGAACAGUACAUGAUGUACUGGCACGGCGGCAUCUACCAUGGGCCAAGCUUUCGAAAGAAGCUGCUUCAAGCGUAUGGUCAGUCGUGUGAGCUUGCUCUGCAAGACCUUGACUGGACAUGGGUAGCCCUCUUGUACGAAGAAACCAUGACGCCCGUCGCCGACACAGAAAUUCCAACAAUCGUAGGUGUCGCCAAGUGGACCUUUGACUGCGCUGCGUUACUUCUCGACGUUCACAACGCUAUGGUGGAACUCGAGGACAAAGACGACGCUAUCAAAUAUGCCACAAUCCUCAGAUUUGAUGGCGAAAUGCGUACUUUGUGUACGGAGAAGCUGCCAAAAUAUCUUCUUCCUCGGGUACCGCACGAUCCCAGUUGGCCACAAUGGGUCGUUUGGGCGAAGCGGCUGCACCACGCAUCGACGCAUCAUAAGAUCAUUAUGAUCCAUCAAAACUUCUUGAGCAAGAGCUUCAAGGACGUCCGCUACACAUACAGCCGGUGGGCUUGUAUGAGCGCAGCGCAGAGUCUCAUCAGCUUGUACACCACUCGAGAUGCGCAAGAGCCGCAGUGGUGGGUUGAACAAGCUUUCAUCAUCACCGCAGGUAUUUGCCUCAUUCUGGAGCUCUUUCAUCGUGCUGAAGCAGACGCGGAGGCACAAGAGUGCCAUCUGCAUGUCACGCGAGCCAUCAGGUGCUUGCAACUGUUUCACACGUCAAGUGUUGCAGUGCACGGCGUGCGUCUGCUCAUGUCGCUUAUGGCAGAGUAUGAGAAGCUCAGAGAUGGAUCAAGCCAAAGGUCCACACUAUCAGUGGACACAGCAACCACCCAAACCUGUCCCUAUAUUCCCGGCAACACGGCAGGUAUUCCCAUGCCGGACACUGACCGUGCGACUCAACAGCUGCCUCUAGAUUCUGAGGUUCAACCAACAUUCGCCGAUCCGACCACGUGGAAUUUCGAUAUCGACAGUCUGGGCUUCGAAGAUCUGAUGGACUAUCUGCCCUCAGAAGGCUUGUUGAACAAUAAUUCACUCAGCGACGGCAGUAUGUCUCAGGACCCUGAACUCGACAAGAUGCUUGUGCUCGACGCACUGAGCAGCGGCCUCAACAUAUCCAUGACAGAGCUCCUCAGCAUCCUCGGUCGACAAGCCCCGAUCUCAAACCUUCUUCUCGGACCCGUCAUCAGACCACAGCAAAUCCCCAUGACGGCGGCAUCUCAUCCCGAACCGAGCACGCUUCUACAACAGAAGGCGCCGGCGGCGACGGGGGGACAGCACCUGUUGAAGGAGUUCCACAUUGUAUACUGGACCGCUUUGGGUCUCGUCACCCUCAUCGCUAUAGCGGCUAUCUGGACGAAAGCUCACAUGGCGGCGCAAAAGGGUCGGAAGUCGUUCGAGGCCAAGAAACCUAUGUCGGACGUUGAGAAAUGGCACAUGCGGCGUCAGAAGGCCCGCGAUGAGGCGUCCAUGGCGCUGGGGCAGGUGGAUGAUCAAGCUCCGGGUACAUUCGUCUCUAACGUGACAGACCUCAAACCUUCCACCAUCACAAAUCUAUUCUCAAAAUCGUCGCAAGAUAUUCACAUCAAAAUCACCCACGCAGCCGUAACACACGUCGACCUCCUCUACGCCCAAGGCCUGCACCAAAACAACCGCAGACACGUCCAACCGCCCUUCAUCCUAGGCACAGAAUACGCCGGCAUAAUAACCCAUAGCCCCCCUUCCUCUUCCUUCCCGCCCGGCACCCGCGUCUUCGGCGGCGGCCUAGGCGCCUACGCAGAGCAAAUAUGCGUCUCUGAACCCUCCAUCCGCCGCGUCCCCUCGCAAUGGACGAACGCUGAAGCCUGCGCCGUUGGCGCGAGCGGUGCUGUAAGUUACGGUGCUUUGAUCUCAGUUGCGCAACUCAAAGCCGGAGAAACUGUUCUCGUGCUCGGUGCGAGUGGCGGGUUGGGUGUCAUGGCUGUGCAGAUUGCCAAGGCGGUUGGGGCGAGGGUUAUUGCUGUUGUGGGGAGUGAGGAAAAGGCUGAGGUUGUGAAGAGUGUUGGGGCGGAUGAGGUUGUUUAUUAUGGACAGGAGGGGUGGGAAGCAAGGGUUCGGGCGUUGGGGAAUGGUGGGGAGGGGGUCGAUGUCGUGUAUGAUGGGAUUGGGGCCGUGGAAAGUGGCAUUAGGUGUUUGAGGUAUCGGGGGAGGUUGGUCGUUGUUGGGUUUGCGGCAAGAGGGGGAAAGAUGGAGAACCUGAAGGUUAAUAAGAUUCUACUCAAGGGAGUUGCGGUGUUUGGUUAUCGGUUUGGAGAAGAUGGGAGAAGAGAUCCGCAACGGACUCAAGAUGUGUGGGACGGGUUCAUGAAGUUGGUUGAGGAUGGUAAGAUUCGGCCUGUCAUAUACAAGGAGGAUUACUGGGGGUUGGAGGCGGUUAGUAGAGCGCUGGAGGAUGUGAGGGAGCGGAAAGCUUGGGGAAGGGCUGUGAUAAGGGUAUGCGAAGUAGAAGAGGAUAAGACGGAGCAGAAGGCAAGGUUAUGA
Molecule: messenger RNA, 2733 nt
Organism: Alternaria ethzedia
Lineage: Eukaryota; Fungi; Ascomycota; Dothideomycetes; Pleosporales; Pleosporaceae
Exons: 7
Coding region: 1-2733 (910 amino acids)
Cellular component (GO): mitochondrion
Molecular function (GO): oxidoreductase activity; zinc ion binding
Source: RefSeq, a predicted model, not a curated record